AUGUACUUGGCUAAUGCUUCAGAUGCAACUCGUUGCAAAGCUUUCUCGACAACACUGACCAAGACAGUGAUAAAAUGGUUUGAUAGUCUGCCACCCAAAUCUGUGACCUACUUCAAUGACCUCACAAGAAAGUUUCUCACUCGGUUCUCCAUCCAAAAAGAUAAAGUAAAGCACACCCCUAGCCUCCUGGGAGUCAAGCAAGAGGUCGGAGAAACUCUCCGAGCUUAUAUGAAAAAAUUCAACAAAGCCUGCUUGGAAGUCCAGAACCUACCCACAGAAGCAAUAAUAAUAGGGCUAGUCAAUAGCCUCAGAGAAGGACCUUUCUCCCAGUUCAUAUCAAAGAGGCACCCGACCUCUCUGAACGAGGUACAAGAGCGAGAAGAAAAGUACAUCAAUAUAGAGGAAAAUGCCCAACUAAGAGAACUUGCUCUCAGACAAAAUCAUCCUUAUCAAGUUUGGGACAAAGAGAAAGAAGCAAAGAAAAAGGAUGAGUACAGCUCGGACAAGCCUCGAAGGUACCAUAACUACACCCCCUUGCGAGUUUCUCUUGUCGACAUCUACAGGGAGAUCUACCAUACUGAAAAACUUUUACCUCCUCGCCCCAUCAAAAACAAGAAAGGCAGAAGCCGGACAGGAUAUUACGAAUAUCAUAAGAUAUAUUGGCAUUCCACCAAUGACUGUUACGACUUGAAAAAUGUAAUAGAAAAAUUGGUCAAAGAAGGUCAGUUAGAAAGGUACCUGGUAGAAAGAUUUGACAAUCAGGGAAAAAGAAAAAGAAAAAGAGAAGAGGAAGACAGAAGUCGACGAGAUCGGCCAACACGAACUCCUGGCAAACACAUCUACAUGAUAGUUGGAGGAUUUGCGGGAGGUGGAGUAACCAAGUCUUUCCACAAAAGGUAUUUGAAAAAAGUCUAUCAAGUUGGAGAAGAGGAUGAAGUCCCCGACUUGCCUACUAUUUUCUUCACAAAGGAAGAUGCACAAGGGAUGACACUGGGGCAUGAUCCCAUUGUAAUCACAAUAAUACUUGCCAAUACAAAUCUCCACGGGACUUUGGUAGACCAAGAAAGCUCGGCCAACAUCUUGUUUAAGCUUGCCUUUGACAAGUUGGGAUUGGAAGAAAAAGAGUUAAGAGCAUACCCUGACACUCUUUUCGAGAUAGGAGACACACCCAUACGACCUUUUGGUUUCACUCUGUCACACACCACUUUUAGUAAAGGAAUAAAAUCUCAAACUUUGAGUAUAGACUAUAUUGUAGUUGACGUAGUCUUAGCUUACAAUGCCUUGAUAGGUCAGACGACGUUGAACCAACUUUUCGCAUUCGUCUCUACUCCUCAUCUCUGCAUAAAGUUUUCGACUUCAGAGGGAAUAGCCACUAUAAGAGGAGAUCAAAAAAUGGCAAGGAGGUGUCAUAAUGAAAGUUUGAACAUGCGCAGAUGUACAAAAGGAAAAGAAGUCAAUACUAUUGAACUCGUAGGUGUCCGAACACAAGAAGAGUUGAGACCACAACCCGAUGGAAAAAUAAAAGAAGUGCAAAUCGAAAACCAAGAUGGAAAAACUACAAACAUAGGAGCCAACUUGGACGAUGAAUUGAAGGCAGAUCUUGUCAAGCUCCUACAAAAGAACUCCGAUCUCUUUGCAUGGAAGGCUUCUGAUAUCCCCAGGAUACAUUCCGACCUCAUGAAUCAUAAGCUCGCUGUCUAUCCAGGCUCAUGA
This is a messenger RNA of Arachis ipaensis, 1713 nucleotides long. RefSeq lists its product as uncharacterized. The record is from RefSeq and is a predicted model, not a curated record. Lineage: Eukaryota; Viridiplantae; Streptophyta; Magnoliopsida; Fabales; Fabaceae.